Penaeus monodon (black tiger shrimp) is the source of this 381-nucleotide messenger RNA. RefSeq names its product protein CDV3 homolog. The record is from RefSeq and is a predicted model, not a curated record. Gene Ontology annotation, cellular component: cytoplasm. Lineage: Eukaryota; Metazoa; Arthropoda; Malacostraca; Decapoda; Penaeidae.
AUUCCAUUUGACUCCGCCCCUUAUGACUCCCCUCUCGGUGUGAUGUUUAGGUCCAUGUGAUUUCCUCCAUUUCCAGCUGGUUCCUCUCUUUUCGACGGGAGUUUGGAUCUCGCUGAACUCCUCGUGCUCUGGAUUAAGUCGCUGUCUUCGGAAACACCACAGAUAUGGCGGACCUGGAUAGUUUCUUCGCCAAAAAGGACAAGAAGAAGGUGAAGGGGAAGAAGUUCACGACCACCGAUGAAAUUGCACGUCGACUGGAAGAGACAGAGAAGAAACACGAACAGCAACAAGGGAAUAAGGCGAAGGCGGUCGAACCCGUCAAGAAACUCGAGGAGAACUGCGAGGACGCGCCUGUGGUCGUGGAAGUCAUCCCGAAGAAGG